Molecule: messenger RNA, 957 nt
Organism: Durusdinium trenchii
Lineage: Eukaryota; Dinophyceae; Suessiales; Symbiodiniaceae
Source: the annotation of a GenBank genome assembly
AUGUUUGGGGCCAAGGGCUUCUUGACAUUGGUGGCUGGUGCAUAUGCUUCAUGUCAGGAUGCGCAAUGUGAUGACACCGCAUGGCUGCAGCUACAGUCCGAGCCAGACCUUCCACAAGAUCUGAAAGCGCUGCGAGAUUGCAGCCCUGACGACCUGGGCUGUAUGGCACAGCAGCAGGCCUGCUCUUUGGCCACAAAGAUGGCGUCAGAUUGGCCGAAUUUCCCAGAGAUUCUGGAGAUCUGCCACCAGUUAAAAGACGUUUGUCUUGGACGCCCCCUGAGCUUCAAGACUCCAGAGGAUGUUCCUGGCGGCGAGUGUAGCGAUGCGAGGGUUUGCACCACCAAUGUCAUAGAGUAUGAGAAGAAGAACGAAUUGGCGAAGUAUGGAAUGAAAACUGGCAAGUUUGCAGCAAAAGCUGCAUCAGACACCCUCAAGGAGAUUCUCAAGGAUGCCAAGGCUAUUGCUCUCACGGGCACUGUUGCUUUUGCGUUCGUGGGCGCUUUCAUCAGUGCAUUCUUUCCCAGCGCAGGUGAGCUUCCAGUAAAUCCCUGCACCUUUGCUGAAGAUUGGGGCCGCUGCGUUUGGGAACAGGUGAAACCCUUUGUUCAAGAAUUCGUGAGCGACAAAUUGGAUGAAGCUUUCGCGGACAUCUGGACAGCGACCUUUGAGGGAUAUCAGACCCGAUUGUGGGCGUUGAAUGCAACAGCCUACGAGAACUCGGAAAAGUUCCCCAAUGGCACCAUCAAACACAUGUCAAACAAGACCAGAGAUCGAAUGCACGAUGACCUCAAAGCAGUGCAUGAUGCGAUGCUGGGGAGCAUCAGGCUCUUUCUGGUGGACCGUGCGAUCAAAACCACAGCUGGAGCCUACUUGUCCCAGUUUGCGUCGUUGCAUGUGAGCAUCAUGACAUAUCAUGACCAACCUCUUGGGCUCUUGGCAGUACCGCACAGAAGGUGA